This is a messenger RNA of Humulus lupulus (European hop), 2009 nucleotides long. Its product is annotated as protein POLLENLESS 3-LIKE 2. Bases 135 to 1631 code for a protein of 498 amino acids. The transcript is spliced from 4 exons. NCBI's taxonomy places the organism in Eukaryota, Viridiplantae, Streptophyta, Magnoliopsida, Rosales, Cannabaceae. Gene Ontology annotation, molecular function: protein binding. The record is from RefSeq and is a predicted model, not a curated record.
CCUCCGUCUUCCUCAUCACACUCUCCUCCCAUAUCUUCUUCUUCAUCUUCUUCUACUUUCAUUUUCGUAUUGGAAGAAGGUCUUCUCAUAUCUCUGCAAAUAAUUUAUCAAAAAAAAAAAAGAAGCAGAAGAAGAUGUUGCAGGAUAUGUGGAAUGCUCCUCCUGGUUUCAGACCGACCAAGUCGGCUCCUUCGUCCCCAGCCAAGCCUCUUGGAGUUUCCAGAACUCGGUCCGAGUCGUUUCAUGUGACUCACAAGGUACCAGUUGGAGAUUCUCCUUAUGUCAGAGCCAAAAAUGUUCAAUUGGUGGAUAAGGAUCCAGAGAAAGCUAUUCCGCUGUUCUGGGCAGCCAUUAAUUCUGGAGAUAGAGUGGAUAGUGCUCUUAAAGACAUGGCUAUAGUGAUGAAGCAACAGAAUCGGGCUGAAGAAGCCAUUGAAGCUAUUAAGUCGUUAAGACAUAGGUGUUCAGAUCAAGCUCAAGAGUCUCUUGAUAACAUUCUUUUGGAUCUUUAUAAGAGAUGUGGUAGAUUGGAUGACCAAAUAGCACUGUUGAGACAUAAGUUGUACUUGAUUCAGCAAGGUCUAGCAUUCAAUGGAAAACGAACUAAGACAGCUCGAUCUCAAGGAAAGAAAUUUCAGGUCUCUGUGGAGCAAGAGGCUACUAGAUUACUUGGGAAUCUAGGGUGGGCAUUGAUGCAGCAAAACAACUACAUUGAAGCUGAAGAUGCCUAUCGCAGAGCACUGGCAAUUUCACCAGACAACAACAAAAUGUGCAACCUUGGUAUCUGCUUGAUGAAACAAGGCCGAAUAACCGAGGCCAAAGAGAAUCUCCGCCGUGUUAAACCUGCCAUUGCAGAUGGUCCAAGAGGCACUGAUUCCCAUCUCAAAGCCUAUGAGAGGGCACAGCAGAUGCUCAAAGAUCUUGAGUCUGAGAUGUUGAACAAGGGAGGUGACAGAGUCGAACAAAGCCGCCUUUUCGAUGCUUUCCUCGGCUCAUCAUCAAUCUGGCAGCCUCAGCCUUGCAAAGAUCAUGUCACUUUUCCACCAACAGAUUCAAUCAAGACCCUCUCACAAGACGAUUUCGCUGAUGAGAAUGCCAAUUCUAACAUAUUAGUAGCUCAGGAACUGAGUCUUCCACAGCCAAAAAUAACAAAGCAGCAGCAUCAGCAACAGCAGCAGCUUACUCCUAGUAUUUUGAACUCACUGAAUAUUGCUGCACAGCCAUUUUACUCGGCUAAAUUCACAAGAGAUCCACUACAACCUCCAAUUUCAACUCAAUUUCCUGAGACCCUCAAGAGAACAAGGUCAGGAAAUGCAGCUAGUUCAAUGGGAGUAACAAAAGCAAGUAGUGAGAACACAAAGCCAGUUGCUGCAGCGGUUUCAUCCGGAUUGGUAGACAUCCCAGAGAAUAACAAGACUAGACGACUGUCUAACACUAGUGAAGAAGAACCAGCAGCUCAGAAGAAGACUGAAAUGUUGUCCUUGCCUGAUAACAAGGACUUUGAAGAGGCAAUUCUUGCAGCUGUUUUAGGAGGCCCAUCAAGUGAAAAUGGGAAAGUGAUUGAAAGGAAGAUUGAAAAGAGACUUAAGGUCUUUCAAGACAUCACACUCUCACUCAGUCCAAGGGCCUAAAAAUCCCGACUCUGAGAGAGAAAUAGAGAGAGAAAGAGAGAGAGAGAGAUCAUUCCUCUAUUCUUUUUACUUAUUAUUAUUAUUAUUUUUAACUAAUUUAAUUUCUGAAGCUAAAAUAGUUUUUAGGCAGGGAGAUAUACUUGUUCUCCUUUGAUUUCGAGGAUCCUGUAGAGGAUGAAUUUGUUGUUGUAGAGAUCAUCAGUGUUCUACUUUGUAUGACUGUGUAACAAGUACUAGAGAGUAGAGUACUUUGAGAGAGAGAGAGAUUAGUAUUAUAAUUCCACUAAGGGAGGAAGCUUCUUUAAUCUCUAUUUUAUUCAUGUUUGCCUCUUUAAUCAGGCUGAUUAUUAAUAAAAAAAUAACAAUAAUCUGAUGUCU